Phaeodactylum tricornutum CCAP 1055/1 is the source of this 4788-nucleotide messenger RNA. RefSeq lists its product with no specific name. Lineage: Eukaryota; Bacillariophyta; Bacillariophyceae; Surirellales; Neidiaceae. Gene Ontology annotation, molecular function: 5'-3' DNA helicase activity. Bases 81 to 4754 code for a protein of 1557 amino acids. The transcript has 2 exons. The record is from RefSeq and is a predicted model, not a curated record.
UAAAGAUGUACUCACAGUAAAUUACGUUCGGCAGAGUCGAGGAAUGCCUUUUCUAUUGAGCUGCUGCGAGAAGGUAAAGGAUGGACUCGAAUCAGGAAAUGGUGCAUCGCAGACGCUUGGCGCAAAUUCUGCGCUACAUUGCGAGUAUGCACACUGCGCUUAACGGAACCGUCGAAGGAGCCGCCAGUGGGAAUGCGUUUGUCCGCGACGGUUUGCGUCCCGGGGUGAUCCCCUCCGACUUUUUCCGGCGCGAACAACCGGAAGACGACCCCCAUUGGGGCGUCUUAUUUAGUACCGAGAGCUUUCGUGCGCUACUGGCCAUCGAACAAGACCAACAACCGAAACUCUUUGCUACACCGCCGUUUACCUUUUACGCGGCUGUGGCAGGAUCCGGAAUCGCUGCUUCUAGUUCCAAAAUGUGGGGGAGCACCAGCGCGCACAAGCGCUCCUUUACGGACGCUUUUCCGGCGCCCUUCAAGGGUUCGCCUGUUGCCGUUCCCGAAAAAGCCUGUUGGCUACGUAUCACGCGCUUGACGACUUCCCAAUUAUUACCUCCACCCCUACGAAAGCACCCCGCCGUGCGCCAGUAUCUCCAGGAUUGGUGUACGUCGGACCCGACUAUGACUGGCGUAGACGAUGUGUUGACCCUGCGUCGUUUGGAACAAGCACCCAAAAUCGCGCCGACGGUCGAUUUGCAAAGUCGGGAUGCAAUCAAGUCCUUUCUCCGCCGCACCAAAAGGUACUUGCGUCAAAAGUCAUACCAGAAUACACUCGAACCUCUCUACAACCGCUUAUUCGAAUGGCAGCAGCAAAAUGACCAGGACGAAUUAGUUUGGGGACUUGGGCACGCCAAAGUACGUGCCAUCGACGGGGUCUGGAUCAAUGGACCCCUGCUGGAAGUCCAGAUGGAAGUCGAACUCGCUCGGGACGGUGCUUUGCUUGUACGACCACGGGAACACACUGGUGUAUCAUUAAAUCGCGAUGUAUUGGCGGCGCUUGGUACCUGGUCGGGGGAAGCGUUGUCUCACGUGGUGCUCUCACAACUUCACCGGACCGUAGCUGAGCUCGAAUCGUGUCAGCUGUCGCCAGCGCAGCCCAACACUUACACUCCACUUCUUAAGCGUAUGGCGGUGGAGCUGUCAUCGGGUGGAUCCUUUCAAUCAUCGUCAGUGGCAGCAACAACAACGGCACAACGUGAUCCUGAAAAAUUGGUGGUGACGGAAGCAUGGUGUGUCUUUGCGCGCCCCAAACCCAGCUCCGUUUGGGCUCGGGACGCCAACACGUUUGCCGACCAAAUAAUGCAGGGUUUGGAAAACCCUUUGGCAUCCGUCGAAUUACCAAAGGCGUCCUGGUCGUUGACGCUCGGCCCGGGAUCCUUGGAUACAGUUUUGUCUAGGCAACAAAGCACCAAUUCAAAACGGUCGCGCCCUUGGGUGCGCUGGAUUUCGGAAAAGGUUCUCGGUGUUCGAAAGUCGCCACCGGAGGAAAAAUCGGCAAGGCCUCUGUUCCCACUUCCUACGUCUGAUGCUCAAAACAAAAUCGCUGAAUUGCUUUUGACCAAGAAUUACCCAGCGGUCGUUUGCGAAGGUCCGCCUGGGACAGGAAAGUCACACUCCAUUGCCAAUUUGAUAUGCGCCUACCUCUGUCAAGGCAAACGAGUCUUGGUAACCUCCAAGAAGGCACCAGCCUUGUCGGUUCUGCGGAACCGACUCCCUGUGACGGUACAGGAAUUGUGCGUGGAUGUAUCGCGUAGUGAACUGGCGGGAAUGCAACAAUUGCAGCAAACCGUGGAACGCCUCGCCAAUCGUGUUGCUAGCGCUAGUGCUGUCUUGGAAGCCGAAAAGUGCAAAUUUCUUCAGCGAAACAUUGACGAACACGAGGCCCAGCUCAAGGAGAUCGAUGCUAAGCUUGUGGCACGGAGCGAAAAGGUUCGAAAGUUAAUGGAUCAUCCCAAGGGGCAAAGCCUCGUUGAAAUCUCUAUGGCGAUCAUUGAUAGUGCCCCGUGGCUUGCCCGAACAAUAAGUGGAUGGACAGUAAAGGAAGUGAGCGCUCUCCGGGAUGUAGUUGUGUCACUUUUACUCAAAGAGGGAGAUCCAGCGCGUUCCGUGUCAGGUUUUUCGAGACCACCAACCAACGCACUAAUAUCUAGAGUCGCUGCGGAAGCUGGACAUGCAUUUCCUUUGAUAUCCAACGCUGUAAAAGGGGUGGCGGCGCGUAUUCCCAUGGUUGGGUCGUUGACUGGAAUUGAACAGCGGCGAAUGAGUGUGGAAGAAGCGCUGAUGCAAAUCCGAAUAAACGGCCAGCGACCCUCUCUUGCAGCUGAGUGGCAUACCGUCCUUCGUGCUCUCAAUCACGCUAAGGCAUUGCAUUCCUUCGAGACAAUUACAUGGAGGACUCACGAAUCAGAGAACGCAUGGCCACACUAUGAAUUUGCCGAUAACAUCGAUGAACUCUUCCAGCUCAAAGCUACAUUCGAUGAUGCUGUCGCCAUGAAAUCGCUUGCUUGGAAUUUGGAUCUGGAAGAUGAAACAAAUAUGGCCGUUGAGUGCCGAGCACUCGAUACAAAACGUCGGAUGAUUGCGACUCGGAUCUUGGGCCUUGCCGAGGACCUCGUGGACGCAUCUGUCAUUACUGAGUUGAGUCGGUCAUUUUCUACGGACGCUCAAUCGGCUCUCAUUCGUUUUGCACAAAUCGCGGGAAAGGCAAAGUUCAGUAGGACUUCGCAGCCUUCAAAAAUGACGCAACGACAGAGGCGCCGUCGACAAGAGUAUCUCGAUGCCUUCGAUCGAUGCUGUCGCUUCAUUCCGUGUUGGAUUCUCACCGCUUCGCAGAUAAGCGACUAUCUUCCGUCGGAAUGUUUGUUCGAUUUAGUUAUUAUAGAUGAGGCGUCACAAAGCGAUAUUAGAGUUCUACCGGGCAUGUUGCGGGGUAAACAGUGGUUGAUUGUCGGUGACGGGAAACAAGUUAGUCCGACAGAAGCGUUCGUAUCGGAAGAACAGAUCGAUGCAUUGCGAGCGGCACUUCCGCCGUCGCCAUUGGAGGAUUCGCUACUGCCUGGUCAAAGCUUUUUUGAUUUAUGCGCCCAAGCGUUUCCACAAGGGAGAGUCGUCUUGAGUGAGCACUUCCGAUGUGCAGAAGAAAUUAUUGAUUUUAGCAACCAGCAGUUCUAUGACGGUAGGCUUGUUCCCCUAAGACUUCCAACGAAAUCUGAACGACUCACGCCAUCUCUUGUCGAUGUCAUGCUACGCGAUGGUGUAAAGAUUGGCAAAGUCAACGAAAAGGAAGCUGACGAAAUUGUCCGCAUGAUACAGGACUUUACUUCAGAUCUAUUACAAGUCGCAAAGCCGCGAUCAAUCGGCGUGAUCUCCCUUAUUGGGGACGAACAAAGCCGCCUUAUACGCGGUAGACUUCUGGAUACCAUUGGACCUCGUCUUAUGGCUAGACACGACAUUCUAGUUGGCGACCCUCCGACGUUUCAAGGUGCUGAGCGAGACAUUAUCUUCUUGAGUAUGGUAUGCUCUCGAGGUGCCAUUCCGACACAGAAUCAGCUUAUGCAUGUGCAGAGGGCAAAUGUUGCAAUGUCUAGAGCAAAAGACCGUUGCGUUUUGGUUCGGAGCGUAAAUAUCCACGAAAUACCAAGUUCAUUAGACGUGAAAGUUCCAAUCAUAGAGUUCUUUCAACGAAGUGCAGCUAAUUUUGAGAAUAGACACGGGCUUGAUGAGAUUGCAGUUGAGUGUCCACAGCAAAAGGGAGCCCUAUCAAUCCGAUUAUUACUUACAAAACUUUUGAAAGAGCGGGGAUUUACCGUCCGAGACAUGGGCAUCGUUUGGAAAGAAGGCCUAUGUGUGGAGCAUCCGGCUUCUGAUCGACGCGCUGCGCUACUGGUCGAUUGCGCAGGAGAGCCGCUGCGAGAGUGGCUAGCAAGCUAUAGCCAAGAGAAGGCUAUCCAGCGAGUUGGUUGGGUGUGCUUACGUGUCGACGCUUUGUCGUUUCUCCACGAUUUUCAUGCCGCAUUUCAGACAGUAGUCAAGUUUUUGUCGAGUGUUGGGAUCGAGGAAUCCGCUAUACUGUACGACGAGCUCGACGACGACCAAGAUGAAAGUAUGGCGCCGGAGGCUUUUGUUCAGAUCGAGGUGGAAGAUCCUUCAGACGACGACUCGGAGAAUCUUCAUGAAAAUAUCGAUCUGGAAGCCGCUGGAAACCAAAUGCACGACGUUGUAAUGAUAAGCAGUGACGAAGAGGAUACCGAGGUGACGGCAAAGAAACCUGCCGCAGUGAAAGCGGAGCGUGUAGCAAGCGAGUCUUUGGAGAUCGUAGACAACGAGGAAGUAGAUCCAUCCGAUUUUGGGCAAGUAGUGGACAUUUCCUUUCUGCGGGGCGCGUCCAUGUCCAAAGACGGCGACGAUGAUGAAAAUAAUGAUUUUAAUCUGAGUGUAGGAUCUGAAACGGAGGUAGAAAGAAAAAACGAAGAAAAAAAUGUUGCUCGCCGACCAAGCCACAAGUCCAACGAACUAAAAGACGGCAAGGACAAAGACGAAGGUGACACCUUCACCUUGGCAGACAGAAAGGCUCAAAGCCGUGUGUCGAAACGGCGACGGUAUCAUCGAGUAGAUAAAUACUCCCGAGACGGACGUUGGUAUCCCGCACAGCAGCAUGAAGGAGAGCAGGAUGACGAACAUAAAUGGUACGAUACCGACUCCGACAUGUCGGUCCACAAGGAGGAUGCUUUGGUAAAAAACAAUACACAGAUGUAAUGAUCGUGAUUCCAAUAAAAUUUGUGCAACAACU